Molecule: messenger RNA, 2810 nt
Organism: Neurospora crassa OR74A
Lineage: Eukaryota; Fungi; Ascomycota; Sordariomycetes; Sordariales; Sordariaceae
Exons: 1
Coding region: 975-2321 (448 amino acids)
Biological process (GO): nuclear envelope organization
Cellular component (GO): Nem1-Spo7 phosphatase complex
Molecular function (GO): protein phosphatase regulator activity; phosphoprotein phosphatase activity
Source: RefSeq, a predicted model, not a curated record
UUCAGAAGCUGCAAUUGCUUGCAUGUGAGAAUGGCAGGUUCAGUUGCGAGCCACCAAAAACCCCAAUCCAACAACAGACCCAUUCCCCACUUCUCUCGAGGUACCUAAGGAGUACCUGGGAAUUGGCGCCAGGGCAUGCUCUGUCGAAAAGCUGACAAGUACCCUGUUCACCUGCAGCAAUGACAUAACGGCGCAGAAGAAGCCUCCUUUUUUUUCUGCUUUCUUUGGAUUUCUUCUCCCCAACAUCAAGAUACUCUCGCGGUUCACCUUCUCAGAACGGAAACCGUUGCACUUAGAACCAAAUAAACAAUUACAACUCAUAAGGCAUCUUUUCGAUAUCAAGAUAAAGGGUACAAGUGGUUGCUGCAGCGGUCUGAGGCGGUCAAGACAAACCCUUAGACCUUUGAAAACGGGUGACGCAGUGUCCGGUCCCUUCCAAAACACGCCUAGAAAGAAGGAAAGGAUAUCCAAGGUAGCGGUCAACUAGUCAGCGCGUGUCCGUUCUAGCUUCUUCUCAACAGAUUCCAGACGGUCCAUUUUAUGCCAUUCCCGACAGGCAUCACCAGCUUUUCGCUUCAGACCAAAUAAACAUCACACAAGAGUCGCACAAGGCUGACACCGGUCCAGUCCGCGCAUUCCUACCUCUCUACCUACGUAUCCGUGACAGUGACAGGGGCUUCCCGCGGACACCCGAACGCACAUUGUGCAAAACCCUUCCCGCUUUAUAGAAUCUACAUCGAACAAGUCCGACCACCAACAACUCGCUUUAGGCAGACAUGCUGCCGUGACACGUUGAAUCAAACGGCUGCCGAUAAUAAUACCCUAAUCCUCCAAUUACGCGGCCGGGCCGACGACCAAGCCUUCCCUCGGGCAUCGAGCAACUACUGCGCGCAUCCCUCGCGAUCUCCCGACCGACGAAAGUUCCGGGAACACAUAUACACACACACAAAAGCAGGGAACACACGGGUACCGCCAUGGCGGACGCACUCGAUUCUAUCGUCAAGGGUGCGCCGAUGGCCCAAGACCUGCCUCAUCUCAACAGCCUCAACAGAGCCAUUAGCGGCACCACCCCAAUCGCUUCAUCGAAUGUCCCCUUGACGCCCACCAAGGGUAGCCACAAUGGCGCCGCCAGCAGCGACCCGCUCAGCCACACGCCCUCGUCGCCGUCCAUGAUCUACCUGAACCUGCUCAUCCUCGAAGCCUCGCUGCGGGCGCAAUACUUGGACCUGCGCGCUCGCCGCCGCCACCACACCUUUUUUCUCGUCCUUCUGGGCUUGUGGACGACAGGAUUUGGAUAUGCCCUUUUCUUGGCCCCGCGCGAGGACGGCAGCGGCGUCGGCGGAAGUGUAUACUGGGUCGUCGAGACGGGCGAGAAGGUCUUUUUCUUGGGAGGCAUCAUGACGGGCGUGCUGGUCUGGGCGACGGGCAUCUGGGAGCGCGGGGUGCGCUGGCCUCGCCGCUGGCUGACGGUUAGCAACCGCGGCCUGCGCGGGUUCAACUGCAAGGUGGUGCUGAUGAAGAGACCCUGGUGGAAGGAGGCGCUGGGCACGAUCGGCUGGUUUCUGACGUACGGCCUGUUCACGAACGCGACGUCGAGCUAUCGGUAUGUGGAGCCGGCCAUCUUGAAGGAAGUGGACAGGGAGCUGGGGUUGAGUGGACAUGGACACCCGACAUUGCCGGUUGUGAACGUGGGUCACGACAUGGAAAAGGGAGGACACGAAGAGGAUUUGAGCCCCGGAGGCGACUACGUCAAGCUGCUGUUACUGGCGAAGCCGUUUAGCCCCACGUUCAGGGAAAAUUGGGAGCUGUACAGGAGCGAGUAUUGGGAGAAGGAGAACGAGCGGCGCGCGCUGUUGAGGGCCAAGCUCAAGGAACGCGAUCGCAAGCUGCGCAAACAAACUGGCGGCUGGUUCUGGUGGCUUCCCUGGCGACGGAUCGCAGUGGGUGAGAAGACUCAUCAUCACCAUCACCACCACGGCAGCUCCGUGUCCGAAAAGGCACUUCAUCCUCGCGCCGCGGCCGUGUCGAGUGAAUAUCGGCGUAAUAGAAGCAGCAGCAGGAGGAGGGGAAGCAUGAAUGGAAGUGCUUUGCGCAGCACGACACCGACACCGUCGCCGAGGGGCGAGCAUGACGAGCCCGGGCUGGCGAGAAAGGGAAGCUCGAGCCUCACGCCGGAGAAGGUCAGGAGAAAGAAGACGCUGGCUCCUCCCGGUUCGGCAACGAAGACGCGACCGAAGGUGGAAUCCAGGUCUGUGACGCCGGAGAACCCGUCGCCAUUGGCCAAGGAGAGCAGCCUGGAGCCGGACGGCUUGAACGCAUGAAGAACUGAAAGCGCACUUAUAGACGGAGGAUAGUUUAAUGAGGACUUGCAGGCAAGAGGCCGCUAACGAAGUCCAUUGGGAGUCUACGGACGGGAUCACAAAGCAACGAGUAUCACGCAGCCUGGCGAUAUGUUUUGUAAUGGUGCAGUGUAUUUUGCGUGGAAGUAUUGUUAGUUAGAAGGAAAGCGAACUGGAAUACACCGGUUUUGAUGUGUAACUUUUGGUGCAUUGAUCUACAUGGCACGCCUUUACGUGGUCUUCCUGUUCGUAACUGCUGGAACGUCUCUUUUGUCAUCUUGUGUGUAUUGCUUAUACAAACAUGAUAAUGAGGGAGGUCCGUGUUUCCGAAUGGUCAGUUAAGCCCAGGGUAGCGAUGCUAGAGACUUUCAAGGUUCAGUCCUAUUCUCAGGGGUUCGAGCUAAGUGGAAGGUUCCCCCAUGGCUUGGGCCGAAUGGUCAACAGCUGCAGGGUCUACAGUGCGGUCAAUUG